Austrofundulus limnaeus is the source of this 4105-nucleotide messenger RNA. RefSeq names its product ral guanine nucleotide dissociation stimulator-like 1 (gene rgl3b). The coding region runs from base 353 to 2578 and encodes 741 amino acids. NCBI's taxonomy places the organism in Eukaryota, Metazoa, Chordata, Actinopteri, Cyprinodontiformes, Rivulidae. Gene Ontology annotation, cellular component: plasma membrane. Gene Ontology annotation, biological process: Ras protein signal transduction. Gene Ontology annotation, molecular function: guanyl-nucleotide exchange factor activity. The transcript is spliced from 17 exons. The record is from RefSeq and is a predicted model, not a curated record.
AGAGCUCUCAGCUGCAGUCAGUGCUCCUGGAUCUCACUCUUCCGCUCAGACAAGUUGGAGCAACCUGACCCUCACCUCUGUUGGCCCUGGGACAAACGGCCACAUGGACACAAGCUGGACAUAUUUUAUAAAGACACAAAAAGAAGCAAGCAAGAACUCUGUUGACAGUUGUCUUUAAAAUUCUCAAUCAGGUUUGCUGUUGUAGCUCAAGAUAAUUCUUUUAAAAAGGAUUUGAUUUCAAGUUCUGUGAAGAUAAGCUUUAAAUACAUUUAUGGUUCAACAAGUUUAGAGCUCAUUUCAAGAGAGGUUUCUGUCAAGAUGAAGAGCCACAGUUCUUGAGAGACUUGACGAGAUGGGAAAAUGGGAGAUAACAAUGAAUCCAGUGCAGGAGUGGGGUGAGGAGACCGAGGACGGAGUGGUGUACGGAGUCACUCUGCGCCGGGAGCCCGUUCUCACGUCCCCCAGCCCCGAUGAGACCAGCUCAACAUGCUGUGGCUUCAUCCAGUACCGAACCUACAAGGUGCGGCGCCUGAAGGCUGCCACCCUGGACCAGCUGGUCAGUCACCUCCUCAACUGUAGAAACCAGGAGCACGACUACAGCCGGAUCUUUCUCUCCACAUACAGAACUUUUACCAGCACAACAAAGCUCAUAGAGAUGCUCUUUCACAAAGACAGUACUUCCUUUGAUCUUGACAAUGCUGAUUACACCAAGAGCUCUCUCCUGACCUUCGUUCAGACAUGGUUGGAGGAGUACAGUGAAGACUUCAGGGAUCCUUCGCUGCAUCCGGCGCUCAUGCUGCUGUUGGAUCACCUAAGGAUCAGCGCCGCAGUGUACGGCGACAUGCACAGCCAGCCCAACUUCUGCUCAUUGGCGAGUCAAGCCGAGGAGCUGCUCGACAGGUUCCACAAAGAAGAAGUAGCAUCAAAGGUCGACUCUGCUGCAGCAGACCUUGACCAAGAUGAGGAGGUAUCGGUUGAUGAGGACUCAGAAUGUGAAAACUCACUAGGUCAAGGCAACGUCAUGGACUUCUCCGCUACAGCCAUUGCAGAACAGCUCACCCGAAUAGACUCUGCUCUGUUCAUCAAAGUGGCUCCCUACCAGUGUUUGGGMUGCAUGUGGUCCCAAAGAGACAAGAAGGAGAACAUGUCUCCCACCAUUCGUGCCACUAUUGCCCAAUUCAAUGCCAUCACCAACUGGGUCAUUGCGUCCCUGCUCUGCCCUCCUUGCACGUCCUCCCGUGUGCCUCCCACAUCAGCGGUGCAGAGGGCUCGCAUCAUAGAGAAGUGGAUCAAAGUAGCACAGGAAUGCCGUCGCUURAAAAACUUCUCUUCUCUGAAGGCCAUCCUGUCUGCCCUUCAUUCAAAUGCAAUUCACAGGCUGAGGAAGACUUGGGCUGCUGUUUCAAGAGACAGCACAGCUGCAUUUGAAAACCUCUGGAUGACUUUUCCUGAYGAGAACUGUGUUCUGAUCAACAAAGAGCUCCUAGUGGAGGAUGGAAACCAAGCCACAGUGGAUAACGUUUCUCCAAAGAUACCCAAGAAGUGUCAACUCCUCAGACAGAUGAGUACCUCCAGUGGAGUGGUUCCUUACCUGGGCACCUAUCUGUCCAGCCUCACCAUGUUGGACACAGCUCUGCCAGACACUGUGCAGGGUGGACUCAUAAACUUUGAGAAGAGGAGAAGGGAAUUUGAUAUCCUUUCACAGAUUCAGGGGAUGCAGGCGUCAUGUUCCCAGUAUAAUCUCCCUCAUUACCCUAAAAUCACUGCUGGUAUACAUGAACAUAAGCCGCUUACUGAUCAGGAGAGUUAUGAACUUUCAAGAUGUCUCGAGCCUCCGGUUGACACGUGUUCUCCACCGUCCUGCAACAAACGCUCCCUCACCAAGAAACUCUCCUUUUUGUUGCCACAAAUCGAUGGUUCUAGGAAACUCCCAGCUGACCAAAUCAGUGUUUCGUCUUCUGGAUCCAGCGGUUCUGAGAUGGAGGAUCUGUCUUUUCCACAUCUGUCCCGUUCCACCCGACCUCAGUCCUUCCACAGCUCUUGCAGCAACAUGUCUGAGGCCUUCUCAUCCUCUUUGUCCUCCCCCUGCCCCUCAGCAGUUUCCUCGUCAGAGUCUCCUUCUCCCUCCAGCUCCUCUCCUGACUGCAGCACAGACCUCUGCUCGGCAGCCUCGCACCCUACUCCUCSUCUGGCCUCCCAUCACAAACGCUCCGUUUCCAUGAACUCCCUGCCCGUGUAUAACMAUCAGGGGGCCGACUCCUGCAUCAUCAGGGUUAGCGUGGACGUGGGCCAAAACAAUGGCAACAUGUACAGAAGCAUUCUGUUAACCAGUCAUGAAAAAACUGCUCAGGUGAUUCAGAGAGCUUUGGAGAAGCAUCACCUGGAACACAUGAACAGGCAGGACUUCACCCUGACGCAGGUCAUCUCACAGGAAAGAGAGUUGCACAUACCAGAUAAGGCAAACGUCUUUUAUGCCAUGUCCACAACUGCAAACUUUGACUUUGUACUGCGUCAGUACCACAAAUGCCAGAAGAAACCCCUGAGAACAACUAUGAGUCUUGGACGGUUGAGAAAGUGAGCAUUUCAAGUCUGCAAACGGAACUGAGCCUAUUGGACUCUCAAAGAAAAAUUGAUUUUGAAUUUCUACGAAAUGUCUCUGCAAUGAUUUUGUGGAUACUGGCAGAAAUUCAAACAGCCGUUUAACAAAUGUAGCAAAAGCACUUUAUGAAGCUAAUAUCAACUGGGAGGAAAAGGACUUGAAAACCAUCCAGAUGUGUUUUAUGUUGAAAAGAACUUCAGUCAAACCAGGUGAUGAAGUGUGUCGGUAAACUCAGAUUUAUUAGCAACCAGGAAAAAACGCAGAGCCUCCUCUGACCUGCGCAUGCACAACAUACUUGACAUUUUUCCUGAGACAAACGUGAAGAAGCUCUCGUCCAGCUCUCUAAAGCAGCGGCGAGUCACGAGCUGUGUGCUUUUAGAAAAGCACUGGUGUGCGGAGGUUGGUUCUCUUCAGUGGGCUCUGAGCCACAUCGGGUGACACGUAGCUCCACCUGAGUCUUCAGGGAGGCGGCGGUGGAGGAGGAGKGGUUAUUGCCUGGGAACUUCUAGAGUGACUCCUUCAGCUAGGCCGUGUUAGUCACCAUCUGCAGCGCAGAGCUCCAACUGGAUGGACGACAUUCCUGAAAGCAGUUGGACGACUCAGACUCAGAAUCCCCUCAUGUGCCCACGUCGCUGCUUUUACGUUAAACCGACAUGAAGAAGAGACAAUUAUUUGUUUCUGUGAGACUACUUGUUUUUGUWUUUAUUUUAAUUUGUAUUUAUUUUGAAAUGUGCUUGUUUUCUGUUUGUAAUCUGACCUUUAAUGUAACAGGUGAAAUAUUUGAGAACCAGUUCUCAUUUAGAAACAUGACCACUGUGAUUCACUUUAACUGCACCUUAGAUGACUCUUUACUAGACUGUCUCCUGACUAGAAGGAAAACUUUUAUUUUAAGUACUGCACGACUCAUUGUUUUGAAAUGCCUCUCAUUGUUAUUGUUUUAGCAACGUGCCAGAUUUUAAUGGCAAUUUUAAUGGAAGUGUUGACCCUGUAUGUUUUUUAUUGGAAUCAUUCACGGCAAAAGUUGGCUCUUACUUCUGAACUUCAUUGAAACCCUAAUGCGGAAGGUUAUGAGGAUAAAACACAKGAAAAUUUCUCUCAGUGACAUCAACUAACAAAGAUAAAUGAGGAUAUGAUUUUCCAAAGCUUCAGGCAGAAGUUGUACAACAGAACUUGUAUUCACAGAUUUUAUUACCCUGAACAGGCCUAACCCUGAUAUUCUCCUCUCUUUCUUGAAAACCCACUUGUUUGUUUGCAACAUGUUGUCUUUGUCAGAGCUUUCUUCUUGUCUGUGAACUGUGCUCUCUGUCCACCUAUUGGUUUCAGUUCUUGACCCUCUUGCAGCCUUUGGGUCAAAAUGACCCACAASAUAAACKGAGGCCUUGUGGGACAUCUGAAUAAACGCAUGAAUUCAUUUUAAUGAACAGUUUUAAUCCAAAAUUUGAUAUUCAUCAGCAAAACAUUGUUUUUUUAAGAAACCCUAAUAAACAUAUUUGUUACACCAAAUGA